AAAUAUCCAGAUCCAUCAAGCGACCAGACUUCACGAAUGAUAUCAACGAGUAAGCCUUGAGAUGUUGACACUACAUAAUCACAAUAACACAUCAUCUAGGCAGUGAAUAAUACAGGAUCACACUACGCAUGCUUUCAAUUAAAACCAUAAGUCUGAAAAACUUUACAUUCCUGCCAUGUAUCAUUUGUUGGUUGAGUUGUCAAACCUUCACUAAAAUAUACAAUGACUCGAAAUUUUGAGUAAAAUUACUCAACUUGAUGAGUAAAUUCUUUUAACCAUUGUUGAGAAAGAGGAAAGCUUUACUUAAAAUUAAGUGAUUCACAAUUAGUACAUUUUACUCACAAAUUUGUGUCAGCUAGGUUGCAUUAUUUCACUGACGUUUUUGAGUCAAAUUACUGAGCGAUAUUAAUUUUACGAUGUGCUAUACAGAAGAACAUCUUCAUAUGUUGGUUUAGCCUGCAUGGCAGGCGGUCUAAAAUACCGCCUGCUGGGUUUGGCAGUGUAAUUUGAUAACCGAAAUUAUUUAUUUAGGCAAGCAAAAGAAACGUUACGACAGUGGUAAAACCUUGGCCGAAAUAAGCCGAAUUGCCGGUUCAGUUCAUUUAGGAAUCGAAGUUAAUUCUACCUCGGAACUAUCCGACCAAGUUUGUAAACCGUGUGAGCGAAAUAUCCGAAAUACAAGCGAACUGAUUGCCAUAAUCAAACGAGACAUAAACGCGUUGAAAAAUCCUCAAAUAAAAAUAUCCUCAAAUAAAAUUAAAAAAAAAUAAAGCGACUGCUACGCAAGCUAGUGUACGUUCGAACAAAUAGACAGUUGUAUAUUAAAAACCUCAGUUGCCAAUAUGAACUAUGCCCUAACGAAGCCGUGUGGUAACGAAAGCCUUAAAAAGUUCAGAAAGUGAAGCGGCUAUUAAUAGGCAUAGGCGUAAUACUCCUGUUAUAAAACCCGUUGCAAGAAAGACUAUACGGCCGUCUGUAUCUAUUCUCGUUAUAUUUUCUCGCGCCAACAAGAACGAUGUAAAAAUCAAGCUUUUCCCAUAGAGUGGCCAAAACAUUCUUUCCAAGGAGUAAAUCUUUAACUGCUAUCUCUUGCUCGCGUUUGACAAUCAGUUCGCGUUUCGACUUUCGAGAAGCGUUCAGUUUUACAACACCUAUUAAUUAAAGCGAACGCAUGCAUCAUUAAAGUGUCAAGCGUAUGUUUACAUAUUAAAGUGCAUUCACUUUUGAGUGACAGCGGCUCAGACUCGCAGCCAAUCAUCAAUUCCCGUCCACUGGUGGACGGGGAAUUCGAUUACACUGCCAAACCCAGCAGGCGGUAUUUCCCAGGCCUGCCCAAUUUUAGGAACCGCCUGCCAUGCAGGCUAAUGUUGGUUUAGCCUGGGCGUUUAGUACGGGCGGGAAAAGAGGAAACGCCUACCCAAAUGGCUAUGGCAAAUUUGUUUUCGCCCAUUAAGGAUGAUUGACGUUUUGUAAUUAGCACCUUCACCCAUUAUCCAAUCAUAGUCGAUAUUUAUAUUUAGCAUCAUGCAUGCUUUUUGCUCGGCAACUAGGGAGAUUUGCAGAGAGUUUAUGUACUACUUAAAACAUGAGCAGCAGUGUUUUAUCAGAUAUAAAGAUAGUCUGAUAAAACACGCACUGCGAAUGUUUUAAAUUGCUUCCAAAACGAUCGAUCUAGUAUAAGUUCAUUGGCGAAAUAGCUUUCAAAAAAUUCGUUGUGUAUGUAGAGAAAAUCAAAGUUAAAGUUUAUGUAAAUCAAGGAAAAUCUCUAUCACAUAUAAAGAUACACGUUUAUGAUUUUUCUAUGUGUUUUUUCCUCAUGAAUUAUUAAUGAGUUUUUGAAGCUAUUUUAGACAACAGUCACAACACAGAGCUUUUAUCUUUUAAAAGGCUCCUGAACCACGGUUGUUUAACGUAUUCUGCCGUUUAGCAAAUUAACUGCAAAUAACAGUUGAACAUGUUUUGAAAUGUUAUUCUUAAAAUCAUCAUCCAACCUCAUAGCUGCAAUGCCAAGUGAUGUAGCCUCAACAAUUUGGUCUUGAAUUAUACUUUAAAGUGAACAAAUAACAAAACAACUGAAUAUUCGAUCCCUGCUCGGGCAAGCUUUGAUUUUCAGAUUUUCCGUAUUCCGUAGGAAGAAUCGCGAUAACCGGCGUCUUCACCACGUAGCAAAUUAAUAAUAGACUUUCUAUAUUCUGGUUUCAACUGAAUUUCGAAGCCUAAAUACUUGAAAUAUAGGAGUUCCCUCGAAAGAAUUAUUAAACAGGUGGCAUAUUUUCGAUACGCGAGCAAAAUUAUUGUUGACAUUUGAGUUACGUAAUUAAUUCCGUUGACGAAAUUGACCAAUGGGGAGCUUUUCCGAAGAUUCUUCGGAGAAGAGCAAAUGAAUCAUAGGCAUUUGGGCAGGCGUUUAUUUAACGACGCCCUCUCUUCUCCCGCCUGCACUAAACGCCUGCUACGCAGGCUAAUGUUGCAUGGUUGUGAGAACAAUCUGCUUACCUUUUUUUAGCAGGCCAAGAGUUGUUAUCGUCCUGUUAUGAUCUACUGGAAAGAAACACGUAUGCAAAUGCUUACAUUGUCAAUACUGUAACUGUGUGAUAUUAUUUCACUGUGAGACAAAUUGCCUUAGCGAAUAAAUUGGUUUUCUGUCCAUCGUAGAGAUUCAACCAAUUCCAAUUUAUGACCGUUUUAACCAAUUGUUUUUUUUUACAGCGAACAAUACAUUGCUCUUAAAUUUUAUUUAUUAAUUUUCACAAUUUGUAAUUGUAGUUCAUAAACCAGUGAAAAAGCUUUUCUCACACCGGCCAAUAUCCGCCAUUUUGGGUGACGAUCUUCCCUUGUCUAAGAAUCUGCAAUUUGAAAAGUAACUUGUCAAAGUUAAGACAAUGUGAAAAGUGACUUUUCAGAUUUACCAUAAACACACAACUAAACAGUUGUUAAGAGUCAUAUUUCGCGGUACAUACACUGUAAGGCACCACCUCAAAAAUGAAAGAAAAACGGAGUGUGAGAAAGGCUAUUUGACUGCUAGAAACGGAUGAAUUAAAAAUCUUUCAUUACCUUCGCUGGGAUGUUUUGUUUACACUUAUGUUUCGUUAAACUAAAGUAAUGAAUCAGACAAUUAUUAAAUUGCUUUAAUUUUACAUUUUCUAGAUCGUCACCCACUGGUACGUACAUUCUACAGGAAAAUGGCACUUCGUCACCAUAUAAGGUAUAUUGUCACAUGACUGAUAUUCCCGGAUGUGGAGGCGGUGGUUGGACACUAGUCUUAAAAGUUGAUGGAAAUAAGGUACUAUUGUGGUAAUCUACCCCAAUCAAUCGAUCAAUUAAUCCACCGAAACAGAAAUCUUAUCUUCUUCGGCACUAUUUAUGUUUCUUCAGAACACAUUCAAAUAUGGAUCACCUUUGUGGACGAACAAUGAAAGCUAUGCAGUUGAAGAUGGACUUGAAGGACUAACAGAGCGAGAAAGUAAACUGGGCUCUUAUUGGAACACUCCUUUUAAGAAAAUAUGUCUUGGCAUGGCCGUUAAUGGUGAUAAGAAAUGGAUGAUGUUGGAUUACGAAGCUAGUUCGCUGUACAGUGUGAUCGCAGAUGGAAAAUACCGCAGCACAUCCGCUGGAAGAGCGACUUGGCUCUCCCUGAUCGCAGACUCUUCCUUGCUGGCCUAUUGCAACUAUGAAGGUUUUAAUAUCAAUCUCAAAGUAGCUCAGACUAAACUCUGGCAUAUGUAUGUCCGACUUGGUCUUGUUGCCAAUAAUGAAGAUAAUUGUGCAAGCACUGAUUCUUGGAUAGGUUUCGGUGUGGAAUACGUAGGAUGUGUUGAGAGCCAUCAGGCUUGUGGUAAUCGUGUACACUGCUCAAGUAAUGUAGACCUUCCAGCAUUUGGAUACAUAUUGGUGCAGUAA
Paramuricea clavata is the source of this 3900-nucleotide messenger RNA. The record is from the annotation of a GenBank genome assembly. NCBI's taxonomy places the organism in Eukaryota, Metazoa, Cnidaria, Anthozoa, Malacalcyonacea, Plexauridae.